CAGCCGGCCCGCGGCCGGCAAGAUGUCCGGCAUGGCCAGCAACCAGCCCGCGCCCAGGAAGUCGCUCUCCAUGGGGGCGCUCCGGGCGCAGCAGCAGCGCUCCAGGGUGGCGGACCAGGACCGCACCGACGACGCGGGCGAGACGGAGCCCCUGAUGGCGUCCCAGGACCACGGCGACGACGACCUGCGCGGCGAGGAGAAGAUCCGUGAGGACAACAUCAGCAAGGAGGACAAACCGCGGUACAGGAAGGAGUUCAAGACGGAGUACAAGAAGAAGUUCCGGCCCUUCUCGCAGUACGAGUACGUGGAGGGGCGCUUCAUGAAGCGGCGCGCCGACGACGCCCCGGCCGAGCAGCCCGAGCCGCCGCCGCAGCCGCAGCAGCCCUGGUACGCGGAGGUCAUCGAGCUGCGGAAGAAGGCCGGCGAGUACAAGCACCGCGGCUGGGGCACCGAGCUGGCCCCGGAGCACAUCUCGGAGCUGUACAGCAAGCAGAUCCUGCUGUGGGAGCAGGUGUCCAAGCGGUCGUCGCUGUCGGCGCUGUCGCUGGCCGCCGUGGCCGCGUCGCCGCGCUCCAUCAGCAAGGAGGAGAAGGAGCGCGAGAACUCGCGGCGCACGUCGCCCACCAAGGCCUCCAGCCUGGGCCGCCAGCGGCCGCACACCGCGCAGCCCAAGCUGGCCGGCGUGCACGAGCGAAGCAAGUCGGAGAAGGGCCGGAAGACGGAGAAGACGGACGACAACAAGAAGGAGGCGCUGCCCCGGUCGUCGCGGAAGGAGUUCCCCCUGAGGCAUCACCUGGAGAGGACGACGGGAGCAGAGGACGGCGCGCUCCUCCUGUCCCCGACCAGGGAGAAGCUGGAGCCUGUCCCACGCCGCACAGAGGAGCCCUCCGCCAGCCCCAAGAGAGCCCCCGGCCUCGCACACACAGGCCGGUCGCAGUCGCUGGGGCCGGGCGGCGCGGGCGGCGCGCCGGAGACGCGGUCCCCGAAGAGGUCCCCGAGGCCGGCCACCAGCACGACGGCCGCCUCUGCAGCGCCCGCCGAGCGACGCCCCCGACCAACAACCCUGAACACAACUGCCCCCUCCCGUUCCAAAAGUAGAACCUCCGCCUCCGCCUCGGCCCCCUCGAAAGGCUUUGGCGAGAACAAGGCCCAGCCCGGCCGCGCCGCGUCGGCAGCCUCGUCCAAGAGCUCGGCCGGCACGGCGGACCUCAAGAAAAGACCGGAAAAGGAGGCGCAAAAGACGGCGCAAAGAGGGCCCCCCACGGCCAGGGCUAGGCCAGCCAGCGGGGAGGCGGAGCCCGAGGAGCCCGAAAUGGAGCUUGAGCCUAUCGUCAAGUCGCCGCCCGAGCCGACGAGGGUCAAGUCUCCGGAACAGAUCAUCAUGCGGUCCCCGGAACCCGUCAACUGGACCGUGCCGCUGGACACCGGCAAGACGUUCACCGUCACCCACAACGUCCCCGACGGAGAGCGCGCCCUCGGAACGCCCAGCCCCGCCCCGCCAGCCAAGGCAGAGCCCGCCAAGCCCGCCGCGCCCGCCGCGCCCGCACCAGUUUCACUGACCGAGUCGGAAACCCUGCUCGCCCUAUCACCCUCCCCCGUCCCCACAGACACCCCCAGUCCGAGCCAGACGUGCUCCGAGCUGGGCUCGCGCGUCGCCUCCCCCGCCACCCUGGAGGUCAUGUCCAUCUGCCAGAACAGCGGACCCUCCCCGACGACGUCCCCCGCGGCCUCCCCCGCGGCCUCGCCCGCGGCGGUCCGAGUGACGUCGGUGACGUCGAAAAGUCCCGACCCCGCGGACGGCUUGGCCAGUGGCCUCGUUGAUCUGAACCCCACCAACGGUUGGAACAACGGCCACGUCGAUUUGAACGCCACCAACGUCUGGGGCAACGGCCACGCCGACCUGAGUGCCAGCAACGGCAACGGCCUCAGCAGCUUGACGGAGUCCUCCCCGGACCUGCUCACCCCCAGCGCCUUCACCCCCAGCGCCCCCGAGGAGCCCGUCCACGUCGCCGACCUGCUGGCCUUCGCGGACCCCGGCACGCCGUUGGCGGCCAAAAAGGCCGACGGCCUCCUGGACGGCGCUGAGGCCGUGGCGGCGUUGAAGGCCGCCAACGGAGUCCUCGCCGACGUGAAGGAGACUGUGGUCUCGUCCAGCCCCUCUGAAAACCUCCUAGACACCUCGCUUACUUUUUAACAGCCCUUCUCGCUCGCACAGCCUUCCUUCUGAUCGUCUUUACUAUUGCCUCUCCGCCUCCGCCCCUGCUUCCCCUUCCUCGGCAUCUGCUUUAACGCUUACUCAGCCAAGGCUUCUUACACUGUACUUGGGCCAGUCAGUCCCAUAAGUUGUUAGUGAAUGCCAUAGUCUCUCUCGC
Messenger RNA from Thrips palmi, 2372 nucleotides. RefSeq names its product proteoglycan 4-like. Gene Ontology annotation, biological process: negative regulation of centriole replication. The coding region runs from base 23 to 2194 and encodes 723 amino acids. NCBI's taxonomy places the organism in Eukaryota, Metazoa, Arthropoda, Insecta, Thysanoptera, Thripidae. Gene Ontology annotation, molecular function: microtubule binding. The record is from RefSeq and is a predicted model, not a curated record. The transcript has 11 exons.